AUGGCAGAGGGGAGGGAGCCUAAGCCUACUUAUGCCCUUCGCUAUCGACGUCGUAUGUCACAGCCGCCCUCCAGCACCAAGCUGUGCUUGUUGAGGUUUGUUGGACAUGUCAUUGCAAAUAUGCGAUAUAGUUUCGCAUUGAUUCUCAUUAACCUCGUUCGAAAUAACGCACAUUCGCGUAUCAAAUUGACACGCACUGUAUAUUCCUCCAACGCUGAGGUGAGUUGCUCAGCAGCGUCAGUGUUGGUCGUCAAUGUGAUUGCUGCGAACCAAUCUGCGAAGCACUUCUUGACACGGGGCACUUGGCCCGGGGAAAUUUGUUUCGAUGCAGUGCACAAGUUACCCAAAAUCGCUCAAAAUCCGUGCGAAAAAGUUGAGGCCGAACUUUUCAUGAUUUAUUCACUUGUGUUUGGCUUGGUCGCUGCUCCUGGCGAGUUAUUGGUUGUUGGCUCAGCUUUACGACCCAGGCACGUCCAAAUACUCUCAGCUGUGGGCUACCCUAAGUACCGUAAAGUGAUGGAGGGUGUUGAGGGGCCAUCGGAAGUGACCAAGCCGACUAAGGGCAGCAAAAUUGGCGGUUCUGUUGGGAAUAAGGUGGUGGCAGUAGUAGGAAGUCGACUCGAGACCAGUUCCCGAGGGUUGUUGGAUAUACAGUAUCCUAUUACGCAUGGCAGUGUUACUGAUUGGGAGGGCAUGGAACACAUAUGGCGACAUGUGUUCAGUGAAGGGCUAAAGUGCAGGUCUCAGGAGCAUCCGGUACUGAUAAGCGAGCCGCCGUUGAAUCCCAUGAUUCACCGUGAGAAGCUGGCAGAAUGUCUCUUCGAAGUCUUUAAGGUACCAGCCAUCCACAUCGCCUGCUCUCCUGUUCUUUCUCUGUAUGCAUCUGGUCGGACUACUGGAGUGGUGCUGGACAUCGGUGACGGCGUAGCACAGGUUAUGCCUGUCUAUGAGGGGUAUGCAGUAGGGCAUGCGGCCACUCGUGGUGAAUCAGCUGGGAGGAGCGUUACUGAGUGGCUGCAGUUGUCGCUCAAAAGGCAGUGUGGAGUGCAUUUGCUAUCUACGGCGGAUCGAGAGAUAGUCCGCACUAUGAAGGAAGAUUGUUGUGCCGUAUCCCUGCAUCCAGCCGUGCAAAGGGCAUGGCGCGGUGGCACUGAUGCCAAAUCUUCUCAUGUUCAGUAUGAACUCCCAGAUGGUUCUAUAAUCAACAUCGGCCUUGAGCGUUUCCAAGCCCCGGAGAUAAUAUUCAAUCCCACAAUGGCGGCCUCGGCGGACCAGGGUGUGCAUCUGCUACUGGAUGAGGCCAUACAGAAGAGCGAUAUGGAUCUAAGGCGAACGCUGCUGCAAAAUGUGGUUCUCGCUGGUGGCAGUACGUUAUUCCCAGGGUUCGGCGAGAGGCUUUUGUCGGAAAUGCGCAAGUUGGUUCCGAAGGAUGCAAGAAUUAAAAUCUGCGCCCCUCCAGAGCGUGAGUCGCAUUGGGGAGCGUUGUAUUUCGGAUUGUACGAUACCAUGAAGGGCCGGUUUAUGGACGAUGAACGAACAGAAAGCGUGUUCUGGCGAUGGGUCAUGGCCCAGGUCUCAACGACAGCAGCAGGGGUGGUAUCAUAUCCCUUCGACACGGUGAGGAGGAAAAUGAUGGCCAACGCACGGCAGACGGGGUUUCAAUCGGAGCAGUUGAGUACAUCUUGGCAGUGCUGGAAGCAUAUCUUCCGAAAUGAAGGUUUCAAGGGUUUCUUCAGAGGCUCGUUCUCUACUAUACUCCGAGGGCUUGGUGGUGCAUUGGUCUUGGUCUUGUAUGACGAGGCUAAGUUCAUGCUCUAUGAUUAG
Perkinsus marinus ATCC 50983 is the source of this 1824-nucleotide messenger RNA. Its product is annotated as Actin-6, putative. The coding region runs from base 1 to 1824 and encodes 607 amino acids. Lineage: Eukaryota; Perkinsozoa; Perkinsida; Perkinsidae. The record is from RefSeq and is a predicted model, not a curated record. The transcript has 17 exons.